ACGCGCGUGCUGACGUCGCCGCGGCCGCGGCCUCUGAAGCGGACUGGGGCUCGGGGGGCGCCGAGUUUGACUAGUUUGGGGUCCGCCGGGUAGCUUGGCUCUGCUCCCGCCGGCCGCCGAGCCUCGCGAGCCGCACCUCGCCCGGGGGGUGCCCGCCGGCUUCCCCGCCCGGACGCCCGCACUGGCGGCGGCUGGGCGGCGCGCUCGGCGCGAGUUGGCCCCCGGGAGCCGCGGGCUGCCGGGCGGGGGUGGCCGCAGCCAUGGAGCCCCGCGGCAUGGAGUACUUCAGCGCUCAGGUGUUGCAGAAGGACGUCGGCGGCCGGCUGCAGGUCGGCCAGGAGCUGCUGCUCUACCUCGGCGCCCCGGGAGCCAUCCCGGACCUGGAAGAGGACCAGAACCGCCUGGCCAAGACUCUGGACGCGCUCACGGGCUGGGUGGGCUCGAGCAACUACCAGGUAUCAUUAAUGGCAUUGGAAAUUUUAAGUGCCUUUGUGGAUAAAUUAUCAACACGAUUUAAAUCCUAUGUAGCAAUGGUUAUUGAAGCUUUAGUAGACAGGAUGGGAGAUGCUAAGGACAAGGUCCGAGACGAAGCCCAGACGCUGAUCCUGAAGUUGAUGGAUCAGGUGGCACCACCAAUGUAUAUUUGGGGACUGUUGGCUUCUGGCUUUAAACACAAGAAUUUCCGAUCUCGAGAAGGCGUGUGUCUGUGUCUUAUUGAAACAUUAAACACUUUUGGGGCUCAGCCUUUAGUCCUCAGCAAAUUGGUACCACAUUUAUGUGUCCUAUUUGGAGAUUCUAAUAGUCAGGUGAGAGAUGCUGCAGUAUUGGCUAUAGUCGAGAUUUAUAGACAUGUGGGAGAGAAAGUGAGAGUGGAUCUUUAUGCAAGAGGAAUUCCUCCUGCUAGGUUAAAAGUGAUCUUUGCUAAAUUUGAUGAAGUGCAAAAUUCAGGUGGAAUGAUUUUGAGUGUCAAUAAAGAUAAAAGCUUUGAUGAUGAAGAAUCAGUGGAUGGAAAUAGGCCGUCAUCAGCUGCUUCAGCCUUCAAGGUUCCUGCACCUAAAACAUCCGGAAAUCCUGUCAACAGUGCAAGGAAACCUGGUUCAGCAGGUGGCCCAAAGGUUGGAGGUGCUUCUAAAGAAGGAGGUGCUGGAGCAGUUGAUGAGGAUGAUUUUAUAAAAGCUUUCACAGAUGUCCCUUCUAUUCAGAUUUAUUCUAGUCGAGAACUUGAAGAAACGUUAAAUAAAAUCAGGGAAAUUUUGUCGGAUGACAAGCAUGACUGGGAUCAGCGUGCCAAUGCACUUAAGAAAAUCCGAUCACUGCUGGUGGCUGGAGCCGCCCAGUAUGACUGCUUUUUCCAGCAUUUGCGCUUGUUGGAUGGGGCGCUGAAGCUUUCAGCCAAGGAUCUUAGGUCCCAGGUGGUCCGGGAAGCCUGCAUUACCGUAGCCCAUCUCUCAACAGUUUUGGGAAACAAGUUUGACCAUGGCGCUGAAGCCAUUGUACCCACCCUUUUUAAUCUUGUCCCCAAUAGCGCCAAAGUCAUGGCGACUUCUGGAUGUGCAGCAAUCAGGUUCAUCAUCCGGCAUACUCACGUACCCAGACUCAUACCUUUAAUAACAAGCAAUUGCACAUCAAAAUCAGUUCCUGUGAGGAGGCGUUCAUUUGAAUUUUUAGACUUAUUGCUGCAAGAGUGGCAGACUCAUUCCUUAGAAAGACAUGCAGCUGUCUUGGUUGAAACUAUUAAAAAGGGAAUUCACGAUGCUGAUGCUGAGGCCAGAGUGGAGGCAAGAAAGACAUAUAUGGGUCUUAGAAACCACUUUCCUGGUGAAGCUGAAACGUUAUAUAAUUCCCUUGAGCCAUCUUACCAAAAGAGUCUUCAGACCUACUUAAAGAGUUCUGGCAGUGUAGCUUCUCUUCCACAAUCGGACAGGUCUUCGUCUAGCUCGCAAGAAAGUCUCAAUCGCCCUUUUUCUUCCAAAUGGUCUACAGCAAAUCCCUCAGCGGUGGCUGGAAGAGUGUCAGCAGGUAGCAGCAAAGCCAGUUCACUCCCAGGCAGUCUGCAGCGUUCCCGAAGUGACAUUGAUGUGAAUGCCGCUGCUGGCGCCAAGGCGCAUCAUGCUUCGGGGCAGUCUGUGCGAAGUGGACGGCUCGGGGCAGGUGCCCUGAAUCCAGGCUCCUAUGCGUCCCUAGAGGAUACUUCCGACAAGAUGGAUGGAACAGCAUCUGAGGAUGGCCGAGUGAGAGCAAAGCUUUCAGCGCCACUUACUGGGAUGGGAAAUGCCAAGACGGACUCUAGAGGCCGAAGCCGGACGAAGAUGGUGUCUCAGUCACAGCCUGGCAGCCGCUCGGGGUCUCCUGGAAGAGUGCUGACCACCACAGCGCUCUCCACUGUGAGCUCUGGUGUGCAAAGAGUCCUCGUCAAUUCGGCUUCAGCACAGAAAAGAAGCAAGAUACCACGCAGCCAGGGCUGUAGCAGGGAGGCCAGCCCGUCGAGGCUCUCAGUAGCUCGCAGCAGCCGUAUCCCCCGACCCAGCGUGAGCCAAGGGUGCAGCCGGGAAGCCAGCCGGGAGAGCAGCAGGGACACGAGUCCUGUGCGCUCCUUCCAGCCCCUGGCCUCCAGACAUCAUUCCAGAUCUACUGGUGCCCUCUACGCCCCCGAAGUGUACGGGGCCUCAGGUCCGGGAUAUGGGAUCAGCCAAUCCAGCCGACUGUCCUCGUCCGUCAGUGCCAUGCGAGUCCUGAACACGGGUUCCGACGUGGAGGAGGCCGUAGCAGAUGCCUUGCUCUUAGGAGACAUGCGGACUAAGAAAAAACCGGCUCGAAGAAGAUACGAAUCGUACGGGAUGCAUUCUGACGACGACGCCAACAGUGACGCAUCCAGCGCUUGCUCGGAACGUUCGUACAGUUCUCGAAACGGCAGCAUCCCCACGUACAUGCGGCAGACAGAAGAUGUCGCGGAAGUCCUUAACCGCUGUGCUAGUUCCAAUUGGUCAGAAAGGAAGGAAGGGCUCCUGGGGCUGCAGAACUUACUGAAAAAUCAAAGAACGUUAAGUCGAGUUGAGCUGAAAAGAUUAUGUGAAAUUUUCACAAGAAUGUUUGCUGAUCCUCACGGCAAGGUAUUCAGCAUGUUUUUGGAGACACUGGUGGAUUUCAUACAAGUCCACAAAGAUGAUCUUCAAGACUGGUUGUUUGUACUGCUGACACAACUACUAAAAAAAAUGGGUGCUGACUUGCUUGGGUCUGUUCAGGCAAAAGUUCAGAAAGCCCUUGAUGUUACCAGAGAAUCUUUUCCAAAUGAUCUUCAGUUUAAUAUUCUAAUGAGAUUUACAGUUGAUCAGACCCAAACACCAAGCUUGAAGGUGAAGGUUGCUAUCCUUAAAUACAUAGAAACUCUAGCUAAGCAGAUGGAUCCAGGAGACUUUGUAAAUUCCAGUGAAACGCGCCUGGCAGUGUCUCGAGUCAUCACUUGGACGACAGAACCCAAAAGUUCUGAUGUUCGCAAGGCAGCACAGUCAGUGCUAAUUUCUUUAUUUGAACUCAAUACCCCAGAGUUUACAAUGUUAUUAGGAGCUUUACCAAAAACUUUUCAGGAUGGUGCUACCAAGCUUCUUCAUAAUCACCUUCGAAACACUGGCAAUGGAACCCAGAAUUCCAUGGGGAGUCCUUUGACGAGGCCAACACCACGAUCACCAGCCAACUGGUCCAGUCCUCUCACUUCUCCUACCAACACAUCACAGAAUACUCUAUCUCCAAGUGCAUUUGAUUAUGACACAGAAAAUAUGAACUCUGAAGAUAUUUACAGCUCUCUUCGAGGUGUUACUGAAGCAAUACAGAAUUUCAGCUUCCGUAGUCAAGAAGAUAUGAAUGAGCCGUUGAAAAGGGAUUCUAAACGAGAGGACGGAGAUUCAAUGUGUGGUGGUCCUGGGAUGGCUGACCCGAGAGCAGGAGGCGAUGCUACUGACUCCGGCCAAACAGCUCUUGAUAAUAAAGCACCCUUGCUGCACUCAGCUCCUGCUCACUCCUCUCCACGCUCCCGAGACUAUAACCCGUAUAACUAUUCCGAUAGCAUCAGCCCCUUCAACAAGUCUGCACUCAGGGAAGCCAUGUUUGACGACGACGCGGACCAGUUUCCCGACGAUCUCUCCCUAGACCAUUCUGACCUAGUUGCAGAAUUAUUGAAGGAACUGUCCAACCACAAUGAACGUGUGGAAGAAAGAAAAAUUGCCCUGUAUGAACUCAUGAAACUGACACAGGAAGAGUCCUUCAGCGUCUGGGAUGAGCACUUCAAAACAAUAUUGCUCUUACUGCUUGAAACCCUUGGGGAUAAAGAGCCAACCAUCAGGGCUUUGGCAUUAAAAGUUUUGCGAGAGAUCCUAAGGCAUCAACCAGCAAGAUUUAAAAACUAUGCGGAACUGACUGUAAUGAAAACAUUGGAAGCACACAAAGACCCUCAUAAGGAGGUGGUGAGAUCUGCUGAGGAAGCUGCAUCAGUAUUAGCCACUUCCAUUAGUCCGGAGCAGUGCAUCAAAGUGCUUUGCCCCAUCAUCCAGACUGCAGACUACCCAAUUAACCUGGCUGCAAUCAAAAUGCAAACGAAAGUGAUAGAGCGCGUGUCCAAGGAGACCCUUAACCUACUUUUGCCAGAAAUUAUGCCAGGCUUAAUACAGGGCUAUGACAACUCGGAGAGCAGCGUUCGGAAAGCCUGCGUCUUCUGCCUGGUGGCCGUUCACGCAGUGAUCGGUGAGGAACUAAAACCACAUCUCAGUCAACUCACUGGCAGUAAGAUGAAGCUGCUGAACCUUUACAUCAAACGCGCACAGACAGGUUCUGGAGGAGCCGACCCUGCUGCUGAUGGGCCCGGACAGAGCUCGUGACGCUCGGCCAAGCGAACCAGGUCUCUCCCGGAAAGGACAGGCGACGGACCACCCUCAUCAGCGAAAGGGAAUUCUCAGACCCAUCUUUUGGAGCUUAACCAUUGUUUCCUAGUUUUGAGUUUUUCGUUUUGUUCCGUUUUGUACUUUCUGUACCAGAGAACUAUGCUCAGUCUGCAUGUGACUUUUAUGAUAGCUAUUCCAGAUUCAUGAAGAAACAGUAUUAACAUCAGUUGAUCAGUACAAAGUCAUUUUUAACCUAACUCAUCAUUUCCCAUGUUUGUACUUCUUUGUCUUCCCAUUAACCUUUGCCAGUGUUAUGAUUGUAUAAAUUUUUUUAAAUGCUGGUUAAACAGGAAUGCUUAGAGCUUUAAAAGUUAACAGUCUAAAACAUUUUUUUGCUUUUAUUCCACUGAAGAAUAAUAUUUUUAUUGCUCCUUUGAGUUUUGUUCUGUAUCAUGUCCUAUGGUAGAAAUACUUCAAUGAUGUGAAACAAUGCAGGGCUAAGUUGAACUUGAGCUGGCCUCUGUUGGUGUGAAGGUGAUACGUGUCAUUCAUUGCCACUUUUGCGGGGUGAUCUGUAGAUUGAAAACUAAGACCUCAAAGAGAAAUGUUACCGAAUCAGCCAGUUCUGGAUACCUGAUACUGUUUAUUGGUUAUUGAUCUUGCCAUCUUUAUUUAAAACCAUGCCCCUUGUAUGAUCCCUUAAGAAAGCUGCACCAAAUCAUCUCCCGGUUGUUUUCUUGACACGAAUGUAGGUUUCAUUGCAGGAUUUUUGGUUUGUAUCUUUGUUGUGAAUGAUGCUUUUUUUUUUGUAUUUAUUAAUAUCAAAUUCACUUACGAAUAAACUUGAUAAUGGAAACAGACAAAAAAAAUCAAGUGCGUGUGUGUCCUUGACCAUCUUCUGUUUGUCAUUUAAUAAACAGGCUAAUUAUUGAGACAUGGGAGUUGAGAGCAGAACCUUUUCGUCCAGUGGUGGAACCUGGUUUCCUUUGACCAUGAAAUUGUCUAACUUGAGGACGUUGAUCCUGAUGAGAGAGGAGUGCCAAGGCUCUCUGCAGAUGCUGCGCUCACAUUCUCUACCUCUUCAGGGCGGGUACUUUGAACUGAACUGCUGCCUAUGGUGUCUUCUGGAAAACUACUCCAAGGGUGAUAUUCUGUUAAUUUUUUCAACCACCCCCACCCCCCCAAAAAAAAAAAAAAAACUUUUGAUCACCUUCUGGCACGCCUGUUCUUUUCAUGUGCAGCGAAUCUUCAGAAAUGACUGGUGUUGGUGCAAGGCCAAAUCAGAUCCUUUGGAACCAGGAUGCUAAUGGUUUCUCAUCUUGACUUUUUUUAUUGUUAAUUUUUUUGUUAAUCCUAACAGAAAGUGAAUUUGACUGGAAAGGCAAAUGGCUAUUAGGAAAGCAAUUUGCUUACUGUUACAGAAUUAUCUGUACUUUGUUUAAUUGAAAGGAAAAUGUAGAAAUAUAUGUAAAGAAUUGAAGACCAGAGUACUGAAUGGAUGACGUGCCCUAGGCUUGCCCCUCCCUCCCUUUUCGUUCUAGCAGCAGGAAGAUAGUUUCUCUAUGCCCCCUCCCCAUGACCUGUAACAGUUCUGUUUGCUAAUGUUGAUUACAUUGUGUAUUUAUAGUUCUAUGCUUACUGUUGUGCAUAUUACUGGCAAUAAAACUGUACAUAACAUUA
Molecule: messenger RNA, 6551 nt
Organism: Ochotona curzoniae (black-lipped pika)
Lineage: Eukaryota; Metazoa; Chordata; Mammalia; Lagomorpha; Ochotonidae
Gene: CLASP2
Product: cytoplasmic linker associated protein 2
Exons: 40
Coding region: 261-4868 (1535 amino acids)
Biological process (GO): mitotic spindle assembly
Cellular component (GO): mitotic spindle; cytoplasmic microtubule; spindle microtubule
Molecular function (GO): microtubule binding
Source: RefSeq, a predicted model, not a curated record